AUGCCAGGAUUCUUCAAUUACACGCUAUGUGACGGUGCGAGACUGCGGAUUACGUUGAUCAACAACCUAAACACAGCGCCUUACACCUCGUGCAAGUGGGUGACGUACACAAAUUCUGCGUCGCGCCGACGUUUACAUAAGCCGUGUGACAGCGACAUCCGUGCGAAACAUCCCUGGAAAGACUCUACCGGAGUGACAAGGAUAGGAAAAUAUCAGUCGAAGGCCACCAAGAAUAAACAUAUGAGAGCUGAUGCCCAACGACUUGUAGAGGAACCACCAGUAGAGAGUAUAAAGAGUCGAAAGAGUCGUGCAUCAACCCCAUCAGACGACACAAGUUCGUCAGAUACCAGCACAGAUGCCAGCGCUAGUACUAGCAACAACGUAUCACCAGUGGCAGACUAUACCCGUACGUAG
Molecule: messenger RNA, 414 nt
Organism: Melampsora larici-populina 98AG31
Lineage: Eukaryota; Fungi; Basidiomycota; Pucciniomycetes; Pucciniales; Melampsoraceae
Exons: 3
Coding region: 1-414 (137 amino acids)
Source: RefSeq, a predicted model, not a curated record